Messenger RNA from Fusarium keratoplasticum, 5625 nucleotides. RefSeq names its product Conserved oligomeric Golgi complex subunit 4. Lineage: Eukaryota; Fungi; Ascomycota; Sordariomycetes; Hypocreales; Nectriaceae. The coding region runs from base 1 to 5625 and encodes 1874 amino acids. The record is from RefSeq and is a predicted model, not a curated record. The transcript has 7 exons. Gene Ontology annotation, molecular function: transporter activity; ATP hydrolysis activity; ATP binding. Gene Ontology annotation, cellular component: membrane.
AUGCAGCUGCCAUGGGCCGGCCGCGAGGGCCCUGGACAUGACUCCCUUCUACCAAUGUCCAAUAUCCCAUCCAUCACUGGGCUUGUGGGGGAUCUUACCGACUCUGGCGAUGGUGAUCGUCAACAGCGACCAGGUCGCCAUGUCAGAACUACCUCUGCGCAUGCACGAAACGUGGCCGACCAGUUCUCCUACAUGACCCCGAGCGAAGCGGCGGCGAACCUACGAACCUCCCUCACGCAUGGCCUUACACCGACCGAAGCUUUAACUAGACUAGGCGAUUAUGGACCAAACGAGAUUCCGCAUGAUCCUCCCGAACCAUUGUGGUUGCGCUUCGUCAAGCAGUUCCAGGAGCCCCUGAUCCUGCUCCUCCUCGUAUCGGCCGGAACAUCGCUACUCCUGGGUAAUAUGGAUGAUUCCGUCAGCAUCACGGUCGCCGUGACCAUCGUGGUUACCGUAGGCUUUGUGCAGGAAUAUAGAUCCGAGAAAUCUAUUGAGGCUCUCAACCACCUUGUCCCGAACCAUGCGCAUCUCGUUCGUGGUCAGAACAAGGCGCCCCCUGUCGGCAAGACUCCUACUUGGCCUCCACGUCCCGAUGACGGCGAGCCGGCGCCUUCUCCCGGCUCUGUUACCCCCAUUAGCGAUAUACUAGAUGCCACUUCUUCCAAGGUUAUGGCUUCUCAGCUGGUUCCUGGCGAUCUUGUGCUCUUCACCACGGGCGAUCGCAUUCCGGCCGACAUCCGGGUUACCAAGGCUGCGGAUUUGACAAUCGAUGCUUCGAAUCUUACGGGAGAGACAGAGCCUGUAAGGAUUACAGUCGAUGCUCGUCGUCGUGGUCUUGGCUCCUACGCUUUCGACAAGGCACAACAUCCACGACCCGGAUCGCUCGCUCCCGAUGAGCAUGCAGACUCUCACGGAGAUGGAAUUCAUAACAUUGCUUACAUGGGAACUUUGAUCAAGUCUGGACACGGCCAGGGCAUCGUCUUUGCAACUGGAGGACACACGCACUUUGGCACUAUUGCGACCAGUGUGUCUGGUACUGAAAGCCCGCGAUCCCCUCUCCAAUUGACCAUGGAUGAUCUCGGCUCGCAGCUGAGCAAAGCUUCAUUCCUGGUCAUUGGUCUUAUCUCGAUUGUCGGUUGGUUACAGGGAAAGAAGCUCCUUGAAAUUUUCACCAUUUCGAUCUCACUGGCUGUCGCUGCUAUUCCGGAAGGUUUACCCAUUAUUGUCACCGUUACCUUGGCUCUUGGAGUGCACCGUAUGGCUAGGCACAAUGCGAUCGUGCGAAGAAUGCCCAAGGUUGAGACACUAGGCUCUGUUAAUGUCGUCUGCACUGAUAAGACCGGAACUCUAACCACGAACCAUAUGACGACCACUCGAAUGUGGUAUUUUGGAGCCCAGGAGCCGGUUCAAGUUGAUUCUGAUAAUGAGUCUUUGGAUACCAAUCCGGACCUCAACCAAGCUACCCUGCGGGUCCUUCGCAUUGGAAACAUCGCCAAUGAUGCGCGACUUGCCCAGAAGUAUACGGAACACGGUCAAGCAGCCACGGCUGUGCUAUCCUCGACUCUUGGGCGAGAUCAAGUGUCCACCUAUACUCGUUGGGUUGGCCAGCCUACUGAUGUUGCCAUGUUGGAUCUUCUUGACCGCUUUAAGGAACACGACGUUCGAGAAUCUAUUGGCCCUCGAGUGAGCGAGACGCCGUUCAGCUCCGAGCGGAAGUGGAUGGGAGUUACCAUUGGCUCAGAAACAAGGGGCGACAAGGAGUAUGCCUACAUGAAGGGUUCUAUCGAAAAGGUUCUUGCCGCGUGCGACACGUAUCUGGAACAGGAUGGAAGGGAAAUUGUCUUGGACUCAGCUCGUCGUCAAGAAGCUCUCCAGGCCGCUGAAACUAUGGCUGUCCAGGGCCUACGAGUCCUAGCAUUUGCGAGCGGCUCGGUCUCACGACCACUGAGGAACAGGUCAGCACCACGCAACACACCUGGUUUCGACAGGAGCGAGAGCCCUCUCUCUCACAACCCGGAUGAUAUUUAUAAGGGCCUCACAUUUGCUGGCCUGGUUGGCAUGCGUGAUCCUCCCCGACCCGGAGUUGGACGAUCCAUCAGGCGGCUGAUGCGGGGCGGUGUCAAGGUCAUCAUGAUCACUGGUGACGCCGAAACAACAGCCCUUGCCAUCGGUAAGCAGCUUGGUAUGAAUAUUGCGGCUCCCAGCGGCCAUAUGGGUGGCCAGGGUACCGUCAAGUCUGUUCUCCGAGGUGAUGAAGUCGACAGGAUGUCCGAGGCGGAUCUUGCCCAGGCCAUGCAACAUACGACGAUUUUUGCGCGCACGAAUCCCGAUCACAAGCUGAAGAUCAUCAGGGCGCUUCAAUCCAGGGGCGAUAUUGUCGCCAUGACUGGAGACGGAGUGAACGAUGCGCCUGCACUGAAGAAGGCCGAUAUCGGUAUCUCUAUGGGCCGUCACGGAACAGAUGUCGCCAAGGAGGCAGCGGAUAUGAUUCUGACAGACGAUGACUUUUCGACGAUCCUUCGUGCUAUCGAGGAGGGCAAGGGCAUCUUCAAUAACAUCCAGAACUUCUUGACCUUCCAGCUGAGCACGAGCGCCGCCAGUCUGGCUCUUGUGUUUAUCUGCACAUGCUUCGGCUUCAAGUCCCCAUUGAACGCCAUGCAGAUUCUCUGGAUCAACAUUAUCAUGGAUGGACCUCCCGCUCAGUCUCUGGGUGUCGAGAGAGUAGACCCCGACGUCAUGACCAAGCCUCCCCGAAGACGAGGAGACCCUGUUCUUACUCGCGCACUCAUCUCACGCGUACUAACAUCGGCCGCCAUUAUCACCAUCGGAACAAUGCUCAUCUACCGGCGCGAGAUGGUGGCCGAUGGCCAAGUGACGCGACGAGACACGACCAUGACCUUUACUUGCUUCGUUUUCUUCGAUAUGUUCAACGCUCUCAGCUGCCGAUCCGAGUCCAAGUCGGUACUACGGGGCGAGGUUGGACUCUUUUCCAACAACCUGUUCAACUGGGCCGUCUCCCUCAGCAUCGCGGGCCAGUUGCUUGUCAUUUAUUUCCCCUGGCUUCAGGAAACGUUCCAGACGGAAGCCCUCGGGUUCUUCGAUCUUGUACGACUAUUCAUUCUGUGCAGCACGGUGUUCUGGGCAGAUGAGCUACCCAUAUACUCGCCCUGGGCCAAGUUGCGCCAGGAGCUCCACGACCCUUCUCCGCCUCGACCAAAGUCCCAAACCCUUCCAAACGGCCUCUCCCACCGCCCAGACCACGAUCACACCGUCGUCGAAUCCACCACCUUGUCCCUUCAGAAUGUCACGACUGAGUCUGACAUCCGCGAUGCGCUCGCCGCCCUGCACGCCCGCGAGACCUCUAUAACGUCCCGUCUCGAUGCUCUCGUCGCUUCCCAAGCUGACCUCUCCCGCGACCUCGGUCGGCUAGACCUCCUGCGGGCAGGACUCGGUGCGCAGGUCAUCGCCGCACGAUCCAUCGGAAAUGACAUGCUGGCAACUGCGGCGGACACGGCAGGCCGACUGAGUGAUAAAGUCAAGGAGUUGGACCUGGAGAAGAGCCGAGUCGAGGAGACGCUUGGGGUAGUGGAACAAGUUGCAGAGCUCAAGGCAUGCGUCAAUGGCGUGGUGGGUUCCAUGGGUGCCCCCCAGGACUGGGAGGCUGCUGCUGGAUACCUGUCGAGGGCGAGCAAGGUGCCAGAUGAGAUCGUCAAGGGUCCAUUUGCUGUCAGCAUAGUACCCAGCGUCGAGGUGCCCGACCCGCCGUGGGUGACGCUGGAGGAUGCCAAGGAGAGCCUGUGUGGUCUCUUCCUACGAGAGUUCGAGAAGGCGGCAGAGGAGAGCGAUGGAACCAAGGUCACACGGUUCUUCAAGCUCUUCCCACUGAUAGGUCGAGCCGACGUCGGUCUGGAUGUCUAUGGACGAUACGUGUGUCAAGGUGUCGCCGGCACAGCUCGAGCGACGCUCAAAGACGCCAUGGGUAGCCAGCGCAAGGAAGGAUUCUUCUACGCCAACGCCCUGACGAAACUCUUUGAGCACAUUGCGCAGAUUGUCGAAGGCCACGGAGGACUCGUGGAACGUCACUAUGGCUCUGGAAAGAUGAUCCGAGUUAUUGAGCGCCUGCAGAUGGAAGCCGACGUCCAAGGAGGCAUCAUUGUCGACACAUGGAGCGACGAGAGAGGAAUCGACAGGAAACUCACCGAUGUUAGGAGCUAUCCUUUCUCGUUUCUCGUUCAAAGCUUCCUACCUCAGCCACCACGAGGUGGUACGCCGAGGGUGAACUCGCCGGCGAUUGGGGUGGGCAACAACCCUAGAGAGAGCGAGGACGAGGGCGUCAACAUGAAGGAGGUUGACGGCCUAUUAAGUGAAAUUGCCGUGAUGCUUGGCCGGUGGUCAUUAUACACCAGGUUUCUUGCUGGCAAAUGCAAGGACCCAAACACAGCAGACGACGCGCCGCUUGUCAUACCUGAUGUUUUGAUCAAGUCGAAUCUGUAUCGAAAAGUGUCGACAAAGCUCACGUCGCCAUACAACGUCAUGACUACCUUUUUCUUCCGGCGAUCCGUGGAAAAGGCAUUUCAACUGGAUGAAUACCCUACCGGCCUGUCGUUGAGUCUGAACAGGCACAUUGACAGCAACGCUCCCUAUAUCAUCUUGGCGGUCGACGAUGUCAUGUACAUCGUAAACGCUGUUAUCCAGAAAUCCAUCUCCACAUCACAAAGAGACGUCAUCGCCUCGGUGAUACCAACUAUCGGGCGAGUCCUCAGCUCCGACUUUGUUGGCAUGAUCCAGCGCAAGAUGCGGGAUGAAUCUUACCCCAAGCCAGUGGUCCAAGGAGGAUUCCCACCUGAGGAGAAGAUUAUUCACUUUAUUGUUCUCAUCAACAGCCUGGACAUGGCCAACGAGUAUCUUACGCGUAUCAUCACGGGCCGGAUAGGCGAUUCUGGUCAAAUACCGAAUGGCGAUGUCCAGAGCGGGCCACUCAAGGACUCAUUCCCCUUCGAGAGGGAUGUCACAUUCGUCGCUAAUGCCCUGCACACACUUCAAACAUCUUUCAUCGGGAAGACGACCGAGCUUCUUAACGAGGGCAUCCAAGUGCUCUUCAACCAGGUUGUCAAGCCCAGGUUACGCCCUGUGUUGACUGAUACAUUCCGUGACGCGGACUACACGCUUUCCGAAGACGACCUGGCCGAAAUCGCCCAGCAGAACGAUGAGGACGAGGACGAGCUCAUCGAACAAGUGCCACGGCGCUUUGAACAUGGCUGGGAUCAGCUCAUGAAGCCUAUUGCAAGACUGAUGACACCUGGAACAUACAGCCAGCUCCUGGACAUCACAGCACGUUACCUAUCAAAGAUAUGGGAGAAGAAGGUGCUCGGAUACGCAGGACGUACCAACGCCCUGGGUGCGAUUCGCAUUGAGCGCGACUUUAUCGCCUUGGUAGAUGUUGUUUCUAGAGGGGACUAUGCUGUGAGAGAGGUGUUUUCCAAGGUACUGCAGCUUCUCAUGGUCGCAAAUAUGGAAGAUGAGGAGUGGGAUGAGAUUAUGGCGCAAGAUGGAGAGGACGAUGGCAUCGACUGGGUUCUGACUGACGAGGAGAGGAGGAGGGCGAGAAGCUUGGUCAGGGGCUGA